This is a messenger RNA of Salvia hispanica, 949 nucleotides long. RefSeq lists its product as uncharacterized. The record is from RefSeq and is a predicted model, not a curated record. Lineage: Eukaryota; Viridiplantae; Streptophyta; Magnoliopsida; Lamiales; Lamiaceae. Gene Ontology annotation, molecular function: translation initiation factor activity. Gene Ontology annotation, cellular component: cytoplasm; eukaryotic translation initiation factor 3 complex.
UCUGUCACCAAAUUUUCGACUGCAUCUUCUCAUAGAAAAGGUUCCAUCUCUAUUUCAUACUUAAAUUAGUUCUCCCUAAAUCAGAGAGUUAUUCAAAUUUGAAAAGGCUUCAGUUCAGAAGAGGAGAAACUAUGGAGGAUUGGGAAGACGAGCCUGUUCCGGAUCUCCUGAGCAAAAAGGAGCUACUGAAGAGCAAUUGGGACGAUGAGGAUUUGGACGAAGAAGGUAUUAAAGAUUCUUGGGAAGAUGAAGAUGAGGAGGAGCCUAAAGCCGAGCCACUGCCUUCUCCUGAAAAGGCCGUUAAAACGACUGCAGCAGAAACAGAAGAAAAGAAGGUGAAAGGUGUUCAAGCCACGAACAAGGCGCCUUUAGACCCUAUAGAAGAAAAACUUCGUCAGCAGAGGCUUACUGAAGAGGCUGAUUUCAAGUCUACUGCAGAGCUUUUUGGGAAGAAGGGUGAGGAGAUGACACUGGAAAAUUUCAUUCCGAAAAGCGAGAGUGACUUCUUGAAAUACGCGGAACUCAUCUCUCAUAAACUUCGUCCAUAUGAGAAAAGCUAUCACUACAUUGGGUUGCUGAAGGCUGUGAUGAGGCUGUCGCUGGCUUCGUUGAAAGGUACAGACGCGAAAGAAGUGGCCUCAGCCAUUGCUGCAAUUGCAAAUGAGAAAAUAAAAGCAGAGAAAGAAGCAACUGCUGGCAGAAAGAAGACAGUUGGGAAGAAGAAACAACUGCACGCUGGGAAGAAAGCUAAUGACGAGAAACGCGUGGCGGUUGAUAGCUACGCUAGCUAUGACAACAACGAAGAUGAUUUUAUGUGAGCGAAAGAAUACAACGCAACGAAUAUGAAGAGAAUCCUGCAGCCCCUAACAUUUUUUUUGGUAGAGUGAUUGAAUUAAGGAGAUGUACAUCGUUUUUGAGUAUAUAUGGUUUAUAAUACCUUUAGCUUUCA